Messenger RNA from Sclerotinia sclerotiorum 1980 UF-70, 435 nucleotides. RefSeq lists its product as hypothetical. The record is from RefSeq and is a predicted model, not a curated record. Bases 1 to 435 code for a protein of 144 amino acids. NCBI's taxonomy places the organism in Eukaryota, Fungi, Ascomycota, Leotiomycetes, Helotiales, Sclerotiniaceae. The transcript has a single exon.
AUGGAAAAUCGAGAUCCAAUACCCUCAAAUCAUAACAAACAUCCAUCCAACAUCAACGAAAAACCCGCCACUCAACCCACAACCUCAUCAUCUACUUCCCAAUUACCAUCACUAUCACCAUCACCACACAGCAAACCCUGUACCAUAUGCCACAUACCCCGCGACGUACUAAUCCGAUGCCAAGUAGACCAAACGCGAAAAUGGCAUUUCGUCUGUACGGGUAAGUGCUGGAGGGAUGUGAGUGGGGGAAAUGUAGAUGGUGAUGGUUCGCAUCUGGAGUAUAGGUAUGGGGGUAUGUGGAAGAAUAAACAUGAGGCGGUUAGUGCGAAGAUUAAGGGGAAGGCGAAGGAAAGGAAUAGGAAUAGGAAGAGGGGGGAGAGUACUGGGGAGUUGGGGGGGAAUGUAGGGGAGAAAGAGGAGGAGGAUGGAGUUUGA